Parasteatoda tepidariorum (common house spider) is the source of this 5277-nucleotide messenger RNA. RefSeq lists its product as uncharacterized. Lineage: Eukaryota; Metazoa; Arthropoda; Arachnida; Araneae; Theridiidae. The record is from RefSeq and is a predicted model, not a curated record.
UCAGAAAAUUGAGAAAAGAAAGAUUUGUCGGAAAAGCAGGGACAUGACGUCAAAAGCGCGCGCAAAGUUCCCUCCCACACUGUCUUCGAAGAUUUUGUCUUAUAAAAGACCUGUCACGAUUUACUUCUCCUGGAUUCUCUUGCUGCUAUUGCCUCAGUUUAUUCUUCCAAAACUUCAAAACAUUCACAAUGGCAAUCAAAGUUGCUUUCAUUGUUCACCUGCUGCUCUGCUUUUCCAUGAUAAGCAUCAUUGCUUCACGGCCACCUUCACCCAUAAAUUAUUUUCCUACCCAUUAUCACCCCUGGUCUAAGGAUGACUAUUCUGAUAAAGGCAAUUUCAUGAGCUCAUCUGAUUAUCGAGUCAAUGAUAUUCCUGAUGUAAGCAAUCUCAAAAAAGAAUUUAGGCCACAGUUUCCAGUCUACUCUAGUUUCCAAGAUGGUUUUGUGCCUACUGAUAUUUCUGCUCUAGAUAAUAUUUAUUGGUGGAAAAAGCGUUUCCCACAUUAUAAGAGUGGACCUGUGGAAGAUAUACCAUUCUUUGAUGAUACUGAUUCAUUGGACGGCUAUAUUACUGGUGGAGUUAAUAAACGCGACUACACUGCCGCUCAGCUUGUAAACAUGUUGAAAGCCAUAGCCAAGGCACGAAGACAACGACAGAUUAGGAUUGCUGGAAAGGGAUUGAGAUUUGGUAUCAGCAAAUGAGGUCCCUGUCUUACGUAUAGUUUAUGUCGAAUUCGUCCUUUGUAAAAAUCCUCUUUUGUUACACUUCUUAUUUCAAAUGUUUGGUAAUCACUGCAGCAGCAAAGACCUGUAAUGUCCGUUUAAGUAGAUUUAGCUCACCACAGUCAGAUGAUUGGCAAACUGCCAAAAAUGUAAAUUGUGGCAAAAUCAUCUUUUAGAUACAUUUCCUCAGUUAAAUUCUUCGUCAAAUUACAACCCGAUUAGUUUUCUAUUUAGUUUAUUUUUAAUAUAAUAUAAUGGAAUGAUAUUUAUUGGAUGCAUUGAUUUCAUGCAGUUUUUAAUGCAUUGCAAAUUUCUAAACUUUGGUACUCGCAAUUGAUUGAUAUACACUUAAAUAUUUCACAGCUGUUAAAGUAAUGCAAUUUCUAACCAGAUUUGUGCAUGUUAUUUAGCAAUAGUGAAGAAAAACUUUUUUAUUUAUGAGAGCAUAUGCUACAAAUGAAACUAUUGCUCAAAAUUUUAAAUCAAAAGAUCUAAAUAUGAAUGAAAUUGGAAUCUUUAGCUGUUAUAAUUUUAUACAAGUAUUUUAUUCCCUCUCUCAGUAUUUUACUGCCAUACUCGAAGUAGAAAAAAGUUUAUUAAUAUUUAUUAUUAAAGCCAUUCUUACCUGUUUAUAGAUCGGUUACACACUGUUAGAAAUAUUGGUUCACGGGAAACCAUAACAUCGUUGAAGUUUUCUGCUACCUUACUAUGGUUCGAAGUCGAACCAUAACGUUGAACACUUUAAAUAUUGAUUCCAUGAAACUAUGGUUCAAAUGGAAGAGAAAUUUGGUUUAAUUUAACGCCUCAUUAAAGUUGCAGCAAAUUUACAGGUUCUGGGUAUUGAUAUUAUAGUUCAGACAAAUGUUUCCGAGAGUCUAUUAGUCAUGAAAUAAGCAAUUUUGUCAUUAAUGCUGAAGAGUUCUAGUAUGCUUAACAACCCUGCAUGCAAUAAUACUCAUCCAGGAAAAAAGUGAAGCAAUUAGAUGUUCAAUUUAUUUAAACUAGAAGAUCUUUGCUGCAAUUCAUAUAAAAAGCCAAUGAUCUUUAAGCGAUCAAACUAUGGGCAUAUCGUACCAUGAUUUUGGCAACUAUUUUUAAAGCUAGAUGUAGUAAUCUACUGUCUAUGAAAGCUUUUCAUUUCAUGUAUCUUUUUAUUCUCAAUUUUGAAGUAUCUUGUUGUAUUUCACAAGAUCAUAAUCAUACUAUUAAACUUGCAAAUAUAUUUAUGAAUCAGAGAUAUUUGGAAAGCAAUAUCACCAGAUGUCAUUUGUUACCCAAUCUUUCACGAAGAUAUUCUCUUGGAUUUGAAUUAUUCCAUUUCUAUAGAAAUAUUAUAUUAAUCUUUCCUAAUCCCUUUUUUGUCGGAGCAAAUGCAUGUUAUAAACAAAACUAGCCUUAAGCAAGAUACUAAAGUUUAAAAUAAAUAUAAAGAAAAAAAAUUCGUUCACAUUAGAGGGAGUAAAUAAGAAAAAUAAUUAGGUAAAAUAAACAAAGAUGGAAGGAAAUAACUAUGUCGCUGAAACUUCGCCUAUUUCAUGUUAGCACUAAAAUUUAAAAAAAAAAUGAUGUAUUACUGAUAAAUAGUUCUAUGUAAUCAUUACUUAUGAUUAAGUCAUGUUCUUAUUCUCUUAUAUUUAUUUGUAAAACAGUUUUAAAAAUAUAAAUUUGGAUUUUAAAAGCAGUGAAAUGGAAUAAAAUAGAAUGGUACAGUACACCACCAUAUUUUAAGAUUUUUGACUUUAAUUUUUCUUUAUCGAUUUUCUUCCACUGAUAUAACAAGGAAAAACGGAAGGAAGAAAAUUUCUUUCUCCAUUCGUCUCCUGUCACGUGGUUUCCUUUUGAGAGCAAAAUUUAUAUUUAAGUAUGUUCUCUACUUACAUUACAGCUUUGUGAGUGUAAGCCAAUUACAGCGUUAUGGUUAAGGAUUUUUUUUUUUUGAAAUAUUUUCUUAAAACAUAUUUUUAGACCUUUUUUAACUAAUGUGAAAUGAAACAAAAAUGGUACUAUUACUUUUAUUGUUAUUUACGAUCAUAACAUUUUAAAAAAAGCAUCAAAACAAUUAAGCAGUUAAUGGGGAAAAAAAGAAUGAUUAUAUACAAUGGAGUGGCUAAGAAUAUAUUCACUUCUUGAAUAUCGAAUUUCGUGAGUCGAUUACUCUUUAUUUAAAAAGAAUUAACUGUAAAUUGUUGUAUGUAAAUCCAUACUGCGUUUUCCCUCACGAAUUUAAUCCAGAAAAGUACUGAAGUUGAUUAGGUAAAACGAUUAACUCUUUAUCCAUCAGAAAAGGAGUGGACUUUUCCUUCAUCCAAUUAAAAUGGAGUUCUCUUUUAUACAAAAUUAGUUUAAAAAGUUUGGCAAAGAAACCAUUAAGCAAAUUUUGGAGAUAAAAUAUCUUUUUAAACCCAGAAAUUAACCUUGCUCCUGAACACUUUUGAAAUUACCGAUAGAGCGUUGAUAGAUUCGAGUUUAGUUGUCGCACUUCUGAUCAAAAUGAAAACAGAUCUUGCUUGAAUGAUUUGCCUUUCGAUGCCCCUCGGCAAUCUUGCUGCUACAUCGGUCUGAUUCACUCGAUAUUCUCAGCUGCUAUAUUUGUCAAAUUAUGAUCCGGAAAUAGUUAAAGAAAAUAUUUAAGGCCAAAGGCAAGCUCUAUUUCCAUUUCGCAAUUUUGAAACCACGAGUAAUCUGGCACGCAUUCCUAACCUCAAACAGAUUCAAGGCCUCCCACAAGCAAAUAAUUCCUGCAUCGAUUAGGUGUCCGAUAAAUAAUGGCUUGUAAGUACAAAUCGGCUGUGUUUCUCUCUCUUUUACAUAGCAGAUGACAAAAAAGGGCAACAUAACCCCGUACUGCGUGGACGGACAAAGAGAUAAAAAUUUACCGUAGUUUCGUAAUUAAAUGUAGGCUUUAUCUUUCGAUUCGUUAUUUUAAUGGGAUAUUAGUUUCCAGUGCAAAAUCGUUCAAGUACAUGCGCUCUACCUAACGUCCACGCUAGCCCCGUACACUCGUUAGAUAUUAUCCUCGAAGAUUUCCGGUCACGUGCCGUUUAAAUUCGCGAUUCCAACACUCGAAUACUUCAUCUGGGGAGAAUACCGGUUCCAUGUUUAGAGCCUCCCUCCGUGCAGACUUCCAUAUUAAAAAUUUUUAAGUGAUUUUAAAUUAAAACAGAAACUAUUAUACUUCUUCCUCACAUGACUAUCCACAUGCUAAUAGUGAAUGCAUGCUUAGUGCUGCCUUAGGUAAAGAGUUCUGCUUUGCGCCACCUGACGCCAAUUCCGAUCGUCAAUUGAACAUGAGAAGGAGGUUUUAAAAUAUGAUAGGAUCACGUGCCAGAUCGGAAAGUUGGAAUACAAGCAAGUUUUCAGGCAUUCGUUGCAGCCUGGUGUGCCAUUAAAAUACCGUGAAAAAAAAUUGAAAAAUAAGGCUUCCCAAAUUCCAAAGAAAACUGUCAACUCUUAACGUGGAGAGAUCUCUUCAAGUCAUGUGGGCAAUCAUCCCAGCUUUCAACGAUUUCAAUAUUAAACCCUUCUAAGCUGUGGUCACCGAACGUGUGUCACGUGGCAUGAAGGGAGAAAACUUGGUUGUAGCUGAUUGUGUCCAGGGUACAAAUUAGAAAAAGUGCGUGGCUUCGGCCAAAACCAAACAUAAAUGCCUUUUCUUCUCACCGAACUUAUUUCGUUUACACUUUCUUGAGGCUGUUUAACCCCUUUUUAAUAAAGCAGUACGAUUAUCUAUUGCUCCAUUUCAGUUUGAGUCAGGUUUUUGCGCACUCGCUAUUCGAAUACUCGUAGCGGAUUAAUUUGCAUCAAUUACACGCUAUAUUUGUCAUAUGCUGUAAUAAAUAUCUCUCUAUAGGUCUCUCCAUGCACUGGCUCAUGGCCCAAUUUUUGACUCACGUUGCGAUAUCUGUUCAUUUGCCAAACUUUUUUGACACACUUUAUAUUAUUAUUAUGUUCCUUGUAUCGUUAUUAUGCAGAAUAUUUUGCAUUUAAAAUUAAAAAGAUGUGUAAGCUUUGUAGUGUAUCAAAAUGUUUAAAUAAAAAACAUCUGCAAUUUGUUUUAAAAAAAUCUAUUAAGAAAAAUAUUCCCAAAUUUUAAAUAAAAAUUGAAUCCCUCGCGAUGCUUAAUAAAAACUUAUAACUCUUUCAAAGUGUAAAUUCAUUAUUUAAAAAUUCCUGACCAUUUUGGUGCGAAUUGUUCAAACAUUGUUUGAUGUUUUAAAACCAUUUCAUACAAUUGUGAUGUUAUUCAAUGUUACUGUACAUACGUUAUGUGAAGUACUUAAUCUAUCUGUGGAUUAUCGUCAUUAUUAAGUGAUUUAUUGUGUUAUCUAAGUGUUGAGGAUAUGUAUUGUAAUUUUCAUGUUAUUGAAAUCAUAUUUUAUUUAUUGUCAUCAAUUUCAUUUGUAAAUCUGAUAGCUUGUGCAUGCAUCAUUAAUUUUAAUUGUUAUUUAUUGAAUUUUACUAGUUUGUGCUUUUAUAUUUUCAUUAUGUAUUCAAACUUUCCCCCCAAAUUUAUGUAACAAAUAAACAAUAAAACUAAAUAACUGAUUAUCACUUA